This is a messenger RNA of Meira miltonrushii, 992 nucleotides long. RefSeq lists its product as uncharacterized. The transcript has a single exon. The coding region runs from base 29 to 865 and encodes 278 amino acids. NCBI's taxonomy places the organism in Eukaryota, Fungi, Basidiomycota, Exobasidiomycetes, Exobasidiales, Brachybasidiaceae. The record is from RefSeq and is a predicted model, not a curated record.
CCAUCAUCAUCUUAGGAGGGGAAUCAGGAUGAACACUAAGGAAGACAAGGAUGCUAAACCAACAUCAGGUGGUCCAAUCGGACAGAGUAUAGCAUCAGCCCUUCCUGAAGCAUCAACGCUACCUGCGAUCAGUAUUCCACAAGAAGCAGCGAUGGGUGUUGUGAAAGGAUCACUUGGAUUUUCUGCUUUGUCGGGAAUAGGUGGAAUGAUUUAUGGUGCUUUACGUGCUCAACCUGCAAUCUUAUAUGGAAUGCAGUAUGGACUCAAUACAUUUUCGUUUGCAUUUCCGAUCUUUGCCGUUCGACAAUAUAUCGCUAUUCCAUGGUAUAACGAAAUACUACAUCAACGAUUCGGACCGGAUCGUAUACCUUCUUUGCAUAUGCAUAACAUCAUUCCUACAACCAUUUCCGGUGCUUUGAUGGGUGGUGCAAUGACGACUUACUUUUCUGGAAAACAAAAGCUUUGGGCAGGCGCAAGGACGUUUGGUAUUAUCAGUUUGGCACUUCAAUUAGCCAGUAAUGAAAUGAGCGUUCUGCGUAUCAACAUGCUGGCCGAUCAAGAUGGAAGAAGUUCGAUACCUCUGACUCAGACGGGUGGAUCAGAAGUACAAGCUCCUGCUUCAUCCGGCAACAAUCAAACGCAAAUGGAAAAAGUUUCACUACGUCCGAAGGAUGAAGGCGUGAAACAGGAACAGGGCUUCUUAGGAAAAGCAUGGGACAAAGUUGCUUCUUGGUCACCCGUGCAUCGGAUAAGCGAUGAAGAAUAUGAGAAGUCCCUACUUCGGCGGAGAGAAGAAGUGGCAGAGCAAUUACGAUCAGUCGAUCAACGGAUAGCAGAAGAAGAAAAGGCAACACACAAAGUUUAGGUCCGACGGCGUCACUUGUUUAAUAUCACAUUGUACUCUAUAAACAGCCUCGUCAGAAAAAUUCAUUCAUUAUUGCAUCAUCCGUGCGAACGCCGCAAAUGUCCUUUUCACAUCGGAGACUACCAGU